Cucumis sativus (cucumber) is the source of this 831-nucleotide messenger RNA. RefSeq lists its product as uncharacterized. Lineage: Eukaryota; Viridiplantae; Streptophyta; Magnoliopsida; Cucurbitales; Cucurbitaceae. Bases 49 to 672 code for a protein of 207 amino acids. The record is from RefSeq and is a predicted model, not a curated record. The transcript is spliced from 2 exons.
UAUUGGAAGGCAGAAGACUCUAUUCUUCAAUCCAUAUUGAUCAAUAGUAUGGAACCUCAAAUUGGCAAGCCGUUAUUGUUUGCUGCAACAGCCAAGGAUAUUUGGGACACAGCUCAGACACUUUACUCAAAACGUCAGAAUGCCUCUCGUAUAUACACGCUGAGAAAGCAAGUUCAUGAAUGCAAGCAAGGAACUAUGGAUGUCACAUCCUUUUUCAAUAAGCUUUCUCUUAUAUGGCAAGAAAUGGACCUAUGCAGAGAACUAGUCUGGCGUGAUCCCACUGAUGGUGUACAGUACUCGAGAAUUGAAGAGAAUGACAGGAUUUAUGACUUUCUUGCUGGUCUUAAUCCUAAGUUUGAUGUAGUUCGAGGGCGUAUACUAGGUCAAAGACCGAUUCCCUCCCUGAUGGAAGUUUGCUCUGAAAUCCGCCUCGAGGAAGAUCGCACAAGUGCUAUGUAUAUUUCCGCAACCCCUACUAUUGACUCUGCUGCUUUUAGUGCAAGAUCUUCUAACAGUAGCAGUGACAAGCAUAAUGGAAAACCAAUUCCUGUCUGCGAUCAUUGCAAAAAAAAUGGCAUACCAAAGAACAAUGUUGGAAGUUACAUGGUCGUCCCCCAGGAAGUAAGAAACGCCCUUCCAACGACAAACAGAACACAGGGCGGGCGUAUGUGAGUGCCAUUGUCCAAUCAGGUAUACCUCAUUCCUUCGGUCUUGUUAGUAUUGAUGGGAAGAACCCCUGGAUUCUGGAUUCUGGUGCCACAGAUCAUUUGACUGGGUCCUCUGAACAUUUUGUAUCUUACAUUCCUUUUGCUGGGAACGAGACAAUUAGAA